GCAAAAUACAAACUUACCCAGGUACGCUUCUUUUUCCACGAGCUGAUUGAUUCCCCGAGUGGUGAAAGGGAACGAAAAGGCAAACUGGCAAACAUUAUAGCCGCCAAUUGCAGAGAAGACAUAUAUAUCCUUUGGUGUUCGAUUUUAAGGGGAAAACUUAAAAUUGGUCUAGGAGAAUUCCCCUUAAGCGAGCGAGAUGAACAACUACAAUAACCGGAGGAGAGGAGGCGGCAGAAGCGAUGAAGAUGAUGAGCAGGAGAAGGGGUUGAUAUGGAAGCUUCCGGAGCUGAAAUUGAAGGAGAUUGGGAAGGUCGGCCCCGGCUUCGGCUUUGGCGCCGGUUGCGGUGUUGGCUUCGGUCUCGGAAUUAUGGGAGGAAUUGGACCUGGGAUUCCUGGCCUACAAUUUGGUUUUGGGAUAGGUGCUGGAUGUGGUAUUGGCUUAGGAUUUGGGUAUGGCGCAGGUCGGGGCAUUGCUCAUGAUGAUAACCGAACUUAUUCUAAUGUUGGGAAGCUUUUUCAUGGUCAAAGAAAUUUUCCUUCUCAGGAUGAGAUCAGUUCUCUAAUUGAUGAACUUGUCACUAAUACCAAGAAGCUAGUCAAAGCAACUUCCAGAGAAAUGGAGAAAUGGAGGAGAUGAGUUCAUUUGUGAAUCUUGUUGUUCAUUUGCUUUAGAUUAGAACUUCUAAAUGCUGUUCUCAAGCUGUUUUUCAUAUGAAUCCACUACUGUAUAAGAUUUAACUUGUUUCAUUUGCGUAUUAAAGAAUUAUGCAUCACAUUGGUUAUGUAUCUCGUAAGUGAUGAAUAUAUAUAUAUGUGUGUGUGUGUAUAUAUAU
Tripterygium wilfordii is the source of this 833-nucleotide messenger RNA. RefSeq names its product keratin-3, type I cytoskeletal 51 kDa-like. The transcript has 3 exons. Lineage: Eukaryota; Viridiplantae; Streptophyta; Magnoliopsida; Celastrales; Celastraceae. The record is from RefSeq and is a predicted model, not a curated record. Bases 197 to 637 code for a protein of 146 amino acids.